Molecule: messenger RNA, 1465 nt
Organism: Rana temporaria (common frog)
Lineage: Eukaryota; Metazoa; Chordata; Amphibia; Anura; Ranidae
Product: sphingolipid delta(4)-desaturase/C4-monooxygenase DES2-like
Exons: 4
Coding region: 185-1153 (322 amino acids)
Biological process (GO): sphinganine metabolic process; ceramide biosynthetic process
Cellular component (GO): membrane
Molecular function (GO): sphingolipid delta-4 desaturase activity
Source: RefSeq, a predicted model, not a curated record
ACAGAGGGCGUAUUCUGGGGACUAUUGGUAAAACAGGUCCUCCCUCUCUGGUGACACUGCCACACACACCUUGUCACUCUCUUCUCUUGCUCUUUCCUUCUCCCUACUGGUUGGAGACAGCACCUAGACCAGGCUAUAUAACAGGUAACAAUCGGCCUUCUACGUGGUGCAGGGUGAAUACACCAUGGGUAAUCAGGUGGUAAGGGAUAAAUUUGAAUGGGUGUAUACAGAUCAACCACACUCUGACAGAAGGAAAGAGAUUCUGGCAAAAUAUCCACAGAUCAAGAACUUAAUGGGACCUGACCCGCAACUUAAAUGGACUGUUAGUUGCAUGGUGCUUGUCCAAAUCCUUUGUUGUUACCUCGUUCGUGAUCUGUCCUGGAAGUGGUUGAUUUUUUGGUCCUAUACUUUUGGUGGUGUGAUAAACCAUUCACUGACUCUUGCCAUUCAUGACAUUUCUCACAAUGUGGCAUUUGGAAACAAAUCAGCCCGUUGGAACCGUUUCUUUGGCAUGUUUGCUAAUCUUCCUAUUGCCAUGCCAUAUUCAACAUCCUUCAAAAAGUACCACAUCGAUCAUCACCGAUAUCUUGGAGGAGACGUCUUGGAUGUGGAUAUUCCCACUGAUUUUGAGGGAAGGUUUUUUUGUACUCCCAUACUCAAAAUAAUCUGGAUCAUUCUACAGCCACUACUCUACGUCCUACGACCUCUCUAUGUGAAUCCCAAGCCCAUCACCCAUAUGGAGGUCAUUAAUGCCAUUGUUCAGUUUUCAUUUGACAUGGUGAUAUAUAAUUUGUGGGGGCUGAAGCCUGUUGUAUAUUUACUAGCUGGGUCCGUUCUGUCAAUGGGUCUGCACCCCAUAUCUGGGCAUUUUAUUGCUGAACACUAUAUGUUUUUAAAAGGCUAUGAAACCUACUCUUACUAUGGACCACUCAACCUGCUGACCUUCAACGUUGGCUAUCACAUGGAACAUCACGACUUUCCCAGCAUUCCUGGAAGCAAACUUCCAGAGGUUCGUAGAAUAGCUUCUGAGUAUUAUGACACCUUACCUUACCAUACAUCUUGGGGACGUGUGCUUUGGGACUUUGUAUUUUGCAAGGAACUGGGACCCUUUUCCCGUGUCAAGAGAGAAUGUGAAUUGGCAAAGAAGGAAUGAAUGUCAAUGGACAAUUAAAUAUUAAUUUAUUUCUUGGUUAAUACAGCAAGUAUGUUCAUUUUCAUGGUUAUAAAGUGUUAUGUGAUUCAGCGUUCCCUAGAUAGGACUACAUGUGCAAUUCGGAGCCUCUUUAUUUUCAUACAUUCCCCGGUUCCUUGUCUUAUUUCUGGCAGGAGGCCAUGAACGAAUAGGUAAAACAUGUUGAAGUGCUAGGGGACUUUUUAAAAUUUCUAUACAUUUUUUUUGUAAUUUUUUUUUUUUUUUGGUACAGACACACAUCUUAAAAAACGGAGUGUUAAAAAAAAAAAAAAA